This is a messenger RNA of Alligator mississippiensis (American alligator), 1529 nucleotides long. RefSeq names its product olfactory receptor 4S2-like. The transcript has 3 exons. Gene Ontology annotation, molecular function: olfactory receptor activity; G protein-coupled receptor activity. Gene Ontology annotation, biological process: G protein-coupled receptor signaling pathway. Gene Ontology annotation, cellular component: membrane. The record is from RefSeq and is a predicted model, not a curated record. NCBI's taxonomy places the organism in Eukaryota, Metazoa, Chordata, Crocodylia, Alligatoridae. Bases 550 to 1485 code for a protein of 311 amino acids.
GCACCUAGGUUUCUGCCCAGAAAGGCAGAACAGAUUUCUGUUGCCUUUUGGGAUACUAAGCAAUUACUGCCUGCAUUACUCAGGAUCCAUAAAUCAGAUGUUUUCUUUCAUUCCACAGACUAGAUCAUCUUCAUCUGGGAUGAGGAUUCAACAUUGUUAAAGGCUAUAAUGUUAGACUAGAAUUUGCAAGGGACCUAUGAGCAUAGGACUUGAGAAAUGUACAGGAAACUUUCAUUCAUUGAAAUGCUGUUUAAGGUUUAAAGAUUGUAUCAUAAAAGCAGGUAGAAGAGAAUAAAGCAAAACACCAUACUGAAAACUGUCAGAAUCUGCAGGAUUAAACAGCUAAUACAGGCUCACCCAAUUUUCACUUAUGCUCCUUAUGAGGAUUCCAGCCCUCAGCAGUACCCUUACAGAAUGAAGUGAAAGUGGAAGUGAUUCAACGAAGGUAGCUGCCAUCCGUUUUGAUAUGGAAAGUGUGCAUCUCAUGAAUGUGACCUGGCCCCUGGUGAAUUACCACUGUACUACAGAAUAACGACCUAAGCAGAACACAUGGAGAAUAUUAACAAUGUCACUGAAUUCAUUCUCUUGGGCCUCUCUCAAAAUCAAAAGGUGCAGAAAAUAUGUUUUGUGCUGUUUUCAUUCUUCUAUAUAAUUAUUGUGGUGGGAAAUAUGUUAAUUGUUAUCACUAUAAUUAGCAGCUGCCGCCUGACCUCCCCCAUGUAUUUUUUCCUGAGCUACCUGUCCUUUGUAGAUAUAUGCUAUUCUUCUGUCACAGCCCCUAAAAUGAUUGUAGACCUCCUCACUGAAAAGAAAACCAUCUCCUUUGUAGGCUGCAUAGCACAGUUGUUUGGAGUCCAUUUCUUUGGUUGCACAGAGAUCUUCAUCCUCACAGUGAUGGCGUAUGAUCGAUAUAUAGCAAUCUGCAAACCUCUCCACUAUACAACCAUUAUGACCAGGCACCGGUGUGGCCAGAUGGUUGUGGCUUCCUGGCUGGGGGGGUUUAUGCAUUCCAUCAUACAGACUGUCCUGACCACCCAGCUCCCUUUCUGUGGGCCUAACAAGAUCAAUCACUAUUUCUGCGAUGUGCACCCUUUGCUGCAGUUGGCCUGCACUGAUACCUAUGUUGUUGGCAUCAUUGUUGUUGCAAAUAGUGGGAUGAUUGCUUUGGGAAGCUUCUUCCUCUUGGUUGUGUCUUACAUUGUUAUCUUAGUUUCUCUAAGAUCUCGCUCCUCUGAAGGGCGUCUCAAAGCCCUCUCCACUUGCGGGUCUCAUAUCACUGUAGUGGUUUUAUUCUUUGGACCAUGCACAUUCACCUACAUACGCCCUUCCAGCAAUUUGUCUGAGGAUAAGAGUGUUGCUGUGUUCUACACCAUUAUCACCCCAAUGCUGAAUCCAUUAAUCUACACUCUGAGAAAUGAGGAGGUGAAAAGUGCCAUGAGAAAACUGUGGAGCAGAAAAGUUGGAGAUACAAAGGGUGAUAUCUAGAUUUAUGUUAGGUAAACAAGCUAGGAAGGAAGCAGUGGUAAUAC